AUGCCUUUGGAAAAUGCGUCAAAUCUCACCCAAGAGGAAGUAGAAGAAGGACUGCAACUCAGAGUUGCUGAAGCUCAAACAUGGCCUGCCAAGCUCCCAUUUGAUGGUAUUGUUGAUUAUGACGGUGAAUCCGCUGACUUGUUCGCAUUUGUGACAAAUGAUAUUGAAACAAGAAAAGCAAGAUUCGAUUCAAAACAAUGGCCACCUACAAAACAAGGCCUCAAAGAUUUGCUUCACCAUUUGAAACUAAUUGGCCUAAAGCAUGGAAGUGAAUUUACCUAUGAUGCCUCAAAAGGAUGGUUGACCUGUUAUAGAUCAAAGCCAUACAAAGGGACAAAACUACAGGACUUGGAGCAAUUCAAUGAAAAAGGAGUCCUUCUCCAAUACCGGCACAAGUCCUACCAUCACAAUCGUUUGAGAAAUCGUCCAGAUGGCCAAACCUGUCCCCGAGCUACGCACACUUCAAAGGACAUUACAGGAGACAAGUUGUGCUCCUGCAGACUAAGACUACGUAUUCAUAGCAGUAAAAAGGCAGGUGAUCAAUCCUAUAUCUACAUCUCUUGUAAAGGAGACACCCUCCACAAAUACCAUGCCAAACCUGCAGCCGAGUUACCAAUAAAAGCACACAACCUCACUGCAGAAGCUCGACAAAUAGUCUGUGCCCAACAGAAGGCAGCAGUUACAGAAUACAUUGCAGCCAAAGCUGCCAAUGGAGCAAACUCGUCUGCCGCAGACUUUAUACAGUGGUUGCAAACCCAGGCGGGGAAUCCAGAGGUCAAUCUGCACUGUACAACUAUCAAGAAAAGCCUUCUUUAUUAUGCCUUCUAUGCAUACAAAGAGGCACAUGAGGCCAUCACCCAAAGUUUCGUCGAGCUGCAAAAGAGGGAACAUUUUGGGAUAGUGGUGAAGACGCCAUCUUUGUUGGACAAUAUCUUAAGCACAGACCAAACUGCUAUCUUUCCCUCUGUAUUUACAAAGGCAACAUGUUGCAAAUCAACAAUUGAUGAACUUGUGGAUGUAUAUCUAAGUCCUACUCCAUGUUGUUGGAACUACACACUGAGUGAAUAUCCCAAUAACAACAAGUUCUACCCCUCUCCAUUGAGAACAAAUGCAUACCACACUGUUGAGACAUGUUCACCAGCAGACUAUGGCAAUAGCAAUUUUGGACAGGAUGACAAUAGCAACUAUGAUGAACAGGGAGACGAUGCCGCACUUGCCUUCAACGUGAACCAGCUUUGCCUUCAACAACCAAAAGAACUAUGUCAAAAAUCAAGAGCAUACAAUUUUCAAAAAUUUCAAGACAUUGACCGUAAUUGUAUGAAUCAGAGAGACCUGGAUUUUGUUAGAGAACAAAUGGAGGCAAUUGAAAAGGAGCUCUUCCAGAGGAAAGCCAUGGCCAUGAAAAAAAGCCAAAAACGCACAUUCCUUGGAGCAACAAAUGGACAACAAGACAUGGUAUCGUUUUCCCUGAACACAGAAAUUUGCAAGAAAAGUUACCAGGAUACAUACCAUCGAAAGAAGCGGAGAAAAAGUGGAAAAUAG
Molecule: messenger RNA, 1542 nt
Organism: Cylindrotheca closterium
Lineage: Eukaryota; Bacillariophyta; Bacillariophyceae; Bacillariales; Bacillariaceae
Source: the annotation of a GenBank genome assembly